CCUCCCUCCCAAACCAUGUCCGGAGGACUCAACUCGCUCGCCACUAUCAUCAAGCGGCUCGAAGCCGCGACCUCGCGCUUGGAGGACAUCGCGGCGGCACAGGGCGCGCCGGUAGCGCCCCUCAGCGCCGCGGACCUCGAUGGAUCUGCACUUCCGACGGCGGGGCCUACGCACACUGCGGCGAAGGGAGCUGCCGCGCCUGCUGCACCGGCUGAGGACCCCAAGAGCGUCACUGCAUACGACGAGCUGAUCCUCCAGGGCAAGAUCAAGCCUUUCGUCGAGCUCACGAAAUCCUUCGCCGCGCCGGCGGUCGUCGAGGCGGUCACCCUCGUCGAGAAGCAAUUCACCGACCUCCGCGGGCUGCUCCUCAAAGCCGGCGCGUGCCAGAAGCCCGACGCGAAGGCGAUCGAGCAGCUCCUCAUCCCGCUCCAGAAGGACAUCGAGGCCGUGCAGCGCUGCAAGGAGGCGAACCGCAAGGAGCGCGACUGGCUCAACCACCUCACCGUGCUCGCCGAGGGCGCGCCGUGUAUCGGGUGGGUCGUGCAGGUCAAGCCCGGGCCGUACGUUGGGGAGAUCAAGGACAGCGUGGCGUACUAUGGGAACAGGAUUAUGAAGGAGUUCAAGGAUAAGGACCCCAAGCACGUCGACUGGGUCCGCGGAUUUACAGGAAUACUGGAUGAAUUGCGCAAAUAUGUGAUGGAAUACCACACUACGGGCCUUGCCUGGAAUCCCAAGGGCAUUACGAUUGACAAAUACGCCGCCUCCUCCCCCGCAGCUCCCGCCCCAGCAGCCGGUGGCGCCCCACCUCCGCCACCUCCCCCUCCCCCUCCUCCCGCCGCUCCUCCCGCGCCCGCCGCCACCAGCGCAGCCCCCGCCGCCGGAGCUGCUGCCGUCUUCGCCGAACUCAACCGCGGCGAGGAGGUCACUAAGGGCCUGCGCAAGGUCGACAAGAGCGAGAUGACGCACAAGAACCCCGCGUUGCGCGCUGGCAGCACGGUGCCGAGCUCCGUGGGUACGACGUCGCCGCCGACUGCGAAGAAGCCAUUGAGACCGACGAAGCCUCAAGCGCUGAUGGGGAAGAAGCCGGCUAAGCUGGCGCUGGAGGGCAAGGCUUGGAAUGUGGAAUACCAAGAAAACGAGCCGGCCCUCACUUUGGAGGACGUGCAGAUGAACCAGACGGUCAACCUCUUCAACUGCAAAAAGUCCACUAUCGUCAUUAAGGGCAAGGUCAACGCCGUAUCACUAGUCAACUGCGAAAAGACCUCGAUCCUCGUUGACUCUGUCGUAUCCUCCAUCUCGGUCACCAAAUCCCCCAACUUCGCCAUCCAGAUCACCGGCGUCUGCCCGACGAUCCAGCUCGACUCGACGGACGUGGGGCAGAUCUACCUCUCGAAGGACUCGCUCGCAGUCGAGAUCACGACGGCGAAGUGCAGCAGCAUCAACGUCAGCCUGCCCGUCGAGGGCGAGGAGGAGGGCGUGUUCGAGGAGCAGCCCGUGCCGGAGAUGCUCAAGACGGUCGUGCAGGGCGGCAAACUGGUGAGCUCGAUUGUGGAGCACGCGGGCUAGAUUUCGAAGCGUGGUCGGGUAUAUUUGAGAGGAUUGGGUCCGUUUACGUUGGAUAGUGGAAAACAUAUUGUUCAUAAAGCCGA
Messenger RNA from Schizophyllum commune H4-8, 1649 nucleotides. RefSeq lists its product as uncharacterized. Lineage: Eukaryota; Fungi; Basidiomycota; Agaricomycetes; Agaricales; Schizophyllaceae. The record is from RefSeq and is a predicted model, not a curated record. The transcript is spliced from 9 exons. Bases 16 to 1566 code for a protein of 516 amino acids. Gene Ontology annotation, biological process: cytoskeleton organization; regulation of adenylate cyclase activity. Gene Ontology annotation, cellular component: cytoplasm. Gene Ontology annotation, molecular function: actin binding; adenylate cyclase binding.